UAAAGGCAGUGUGCAGUCUCAGUCCAGCGCAUCACUCCGCUCAGGUUCCUGCUGCGCAAAAGCACUGCGCAUUUACUCCAAGACUUUCAGACACCAGCUUCACCUGCGACCAGACACAAGGCGGAUUGUGCUUGUUGCUGCAGGAGCGUCAUUGAGAAGAAAGUGAACUUUAGGAGAGAUUUUGGGAGUCAGGAUGCGGGAUUCUGUGCUGCUGCUGUUGCUGCUGCUGCUGGUGGUGUUCGGGUUUCAGGAGGCGCGCGCGCAGAAACUCUCCGCGCUCACGUUCCUACGAGUCGACCAGGAUAAGGAGUGUAACACGGAUUGCUCCACUGCUCAACGUAAGCCCCUGUGUGCGUCUGAUGGGCGAACCUUCGCCUCCCGGUGCGAGUUCCAACGAGCCAAGUGCCGCGACCCCCAGCUGGAAGUGAUGCGAGGCUCAUGCAAAGAUACAUCGAGGUGUGCGGCUGAGAAGAAGUACACCGAGCAGCAGGCCAAGAAACUUUUCCCACAGGUGUUCGUUCCUGUUUGCAACCCGGACGGCACUUACAGCGAGGUCCAAUGCCACAGCUUCACAGGGUACUGCUGGUGUGUAUCACCUAAUGGCAGACCCAUCAGUGGCACAGCAGUAGCAAAUAAGAAGCCUCGGUGCCAGGGCCCUAAGCCUGAUAAGCCCACUUCUCGAGAGCCAGGAAAAGCAGUUUCCUUGCAAAUCUUUUCCAUUCUAAACGCAGAUGAGUCGGUCGUUCUCGUCGAGGAGACGCAGCCAACAACCGACGAGGAAGACUUGAUCUCACAGUACCCGACUCUAUGGACUGAGCAGGUACGCAGCAGACAGAACAGGACAAGAACACAAACGUCUUCUUGCGACCAAGAGCAGCUGACUGCACAAGAGGAGGAGAGGCAACACAAGAACGAGGCUGUCUUCAUACCAGACUGUGCCCAGGGUGGUCUUUAUAAGCCAGUCCAGUGUCACCCUUCUACUGGCUACUGCUGGUGCGUUUUAAUAGACACAGGACGGCCCAUACCUGGCACCUCCACCAGAUACGAACAGCCAAAGUGUGACGGCAAUGCGAGAGCACAUCCCAACAAACCCAAAGAUCUUUACAGGGGCAGACAACUUCAGGGAUGCCCAGGAAGCAAAAAAUCGGAAUUUCUGACGAGCGUUUUGGAUGCGCUGUCCACGGAUAUGGUGCACGCAGUUACCGAUCCAGCUGCUGCCGGCAGAAUGCCUGAACCAGACCCUAACCACACUCUGGAAGAGCGGGUGGUGCACUGGUACUUCAGUCAGCUGGACAAGAACUUGAGCGGUGACAUUGGCAAAAAAGAGAUCAAGCCUUUUAGACGUUUGCUGCGCAAGAAGUCCAAACCAAAGAAGUGUGUGAAGAAGUUUGUGGAGUAUUGCGAUAUCAGUAACGACAAGGCCCUCUCGCUACAAGAGCUGAUAGGCUGCCUUGGGGUCAUGAAGGAAGACGGGCCCAAAACAAGCGAUGGCACAACCUCCAGUAAACUAAACACGGUGAAAAAACAAGGCUGAGAUUAUUGUCCCUCGUCUCGUUGCGUUCCUGCCCCUACCAAACGGCGAUGGACCCCCAUAGUAUUUGCACUUUGUACUUUAAAAAAAAAGAUGUAAAUUCACUUUGUAGAAAGAAGGUAUUUAAACAGACUGCUGAACAUGUGAAUGAUGUUAGUUAGCUUUUUUAUGUCCUUACAAAAGAAAAAAUACAUUAAUACUUUAACACAUACAAUGUAUGUGUCCUUUGUAUGUCUGCAUUUCUGAGUUUGUAUGAAUUGUAUUAAGUUUUUUUUUUUACCUAUGUCCUGUUCAUGUGUUUCUUGUUGAAUAUUUUUGUUUCGUAUUGACACCAGAUUUACACAUAACUGGUGGAAGAAAAUAAUACAUUAGACACUUGUGCUUCGGUCGUGUACUGGCAGUUUUUUUUUUAACAUACGUAUCGAGCCUGAGACAGGCUUUGUCUUGAUUAGAAAUAAAGAUCUUAUAUACUUUUUGUUUUAUAUCAAUACACUGUAUAUAAUGAGUUGUCUGUGAAAUGUUUUUUUUGCUCAUAAUAAAGACUCUCUCCUAACUGA
Messenger RNA from Silurus meridionalis, 2088 nucleotides. It is a transcript of the gene smoc2, whose product is annotated as SPARC related modular calcium binding 2. Lineage: Eukaryota; Metazoa; Chordata; Actinopteri; Siluriformes; Siluridae. Gene Ontology annotation, molecular function: calcium ion binding; heparin binding; extracellular matrix binding. The record is from RefSeq and is a predicted model, not a curated record. Bases 194 to 1534 code for a protein of 446 amino acids. The transcript has 13 exons. Gene Ontology annotation, biological process: extracellular matrix organization. Gene Ontology annotation, cellular component: basement membrane.